Momordica charantia (bitter melon) is the source of this 2425-nucleotide messenger RNA. RefSeq names its product Purple acid phosphatases superfamily protein. Gene Ontology annotation, molecular function: acid phosphatase activity; metal ion binding. The record is from RefSeq and is a predicted model, not a curated record. NCBI's taxonomy places the organism in Eukaryota, Viridiplantae, Streptophyta, Magnoliopsida, Cucurbitales, Cucurbitaceae.
AUAUAUGUAACUAAUUUAAUCGCGCGUAAAAUGGUAAAAAUUGGAAUUCCGGACAAGUCCGAUCGCCGGCGGCGACUUUCCGGCGACGUAAAUUUAUUGCAAACGUAGCGUGAGAGCCGGGAAUGGCAGGAAUCUACUUGCAAGAUUCCUUAUACCUUUCAAUUAUUUAAAGCUCUUUCUAAUUGCCGUUCGCCUGUUCCUCAUCAUCCGCUCCAAUUGAAUUUGAAAUUGAACGAGCCAGUUAAUCGUCAAUAAUCGUCUGCAAACAGUUUCCAGCACUUCAAGUUUCGUGGAAUUUGCAUUCGGAUCUCCUGAAGUUUACUUCUUCUGCAGUUCAGAUCUCGGGUGUGAUGAGACUCCUUCUAUUUGUCUGCCUGGCAGUAUUAUGGGUUUUAGCGACACUACAACAAGUCAAAUCACAUGGAGACCAUCCUCUCUCUAAAAUUGCUAUUCAUAAAACUACAUUCGCCCUUAAUGAGCAUGCUUAUGUUAAAACCUCUUCGUCGAUUCUUGGAUUGAAGGGUGAGAAUACAGAAUGGGUAACGCUGGAGUAUAGUUCUCCAGACCCGUCCUAUGAUGAUUGGAUUGGAGUGUUUUCUCCAGCAAAUUUCAGUUCCUCCACCUGCCCUGUGGAGAAUCCAAGAGUAUAUCCUCCAUUACUGUGUUCUGCACCUAUCAAGUUUCUGUAUGCAAAUUACACAAAUCCCAAGUACAAAACUUCCGGACGAGGUCUUUUGAAACUUCAGCUGAUAAACCAGAGAGCAGACUUCUCUUUCGCAUUAUUUACUGGUGGUCUGUCGAAUCCAAAGGUGGUUGCGAUAUCAAAUCGAGUAACUUUUGCAAAUCCUGAUGCACCACUUUUCCCACGCUUGGCACAAGGAAAAAUUUGGAAUGAAAUGACUGUAACAUGGACAAGUGGAUACGGGAUUAGUGAGGCUGAACCUUUUGUUGAGUGGAGCCAAAAUGGAAAAGACCUCAUGCAAUCCCCAGCAGGGACACUGACCUUUGAUCGUAACAGCAUGUGUGGUGCACCUGCAAGGACAGUGGGAUGGCGGGACCCUGGAUUUAUACACACCAGCUUUCUUAAGGAAUUGUGGCCCAACCAAGAGUAUACAUACAAGUUGGGGCAUAGAUUAACCAAUGGCACAUAUAUUUGGAGCUCAACAUAUCAAUUCAGAGCUCCGCCUUAUCCCGGUCAAAAUUCGUUACAGAGAGUCGUCAUUUUUGGUGACAUGGGAAAGGAUGAAGCUGAUGGCUCUAAUGAAUACAACAAUUUUCAACGUGGCUCUCUCAAUACUACUAGGCUGCUUAUCCAAGAUUUGAAAAAUAUCGAUAUGGUUUUCCACAUUGGAGAUAUAUGUUAUGCGAAUGGAUACCUUUCACAAUGGGACCAAUUUACCGCACAGAUUGGGCCAAUUGCAUCAACAGUGCCUUACAUGAUUGCUAGUGGUAAUCAUGAGCGUGACUGGCCAGGAAGUGGAUCCUUCUAUGACACCUUGGAUUCAGGGGGAGAAUGUGGUGUAGUGGCUCAAAAUAUGUUUUAUGUCCCUGCUGAGAAUCGGGCCAAGUUUUGGUAUGCCACAGACUAUGGUAUGUUUCGCUUCUGCGUUGCCAACACAGAGCUUGACUGGAGAGAGGGAACAGAACAAUACAGGUUCAUUGAGCAUUGUCUAGCAUCUGUUGAUAGGCAAAAGCAGCCGUGGCUAAUUUUUCUGGCACAUCGUGUGUUGGGUUACUCUUCUUGCACAUAUUAUGCUGAACAAGGAUCAUCUUCAGAACCAAUGGGCCGUGAGAGCCUUCAAGGUCUCUGGCAGAAAUAUAAGGUUGAUCUUGCUAUAUAUGGUCAUGUGCAUAGUUACGAGAGAACAUGUCCCAUUUACCAGAAUAUUUGUACCAAUGAGGAGAAACACUACUACAAGGGCCCCUUGAAUGGAACAAUUCAUGUCGUUGCUGGUGGUGGAGGAGCAAGCCUUUCAUCAUUUAUCACACUCCAAACAAAAUGGAGUAUUUACAGAGAUUAUGAUUAUGGAUUUGUCAAGCUUACUGCCUUUGACCAUUCAAACCUGUUGUUUGAGUACAAGAAGAGCAGUGAUGGGAAGGUUUAUGAUUCUUUCAGAAUAUCAAGGGAUUACAGGGACAUUUUGGCCUGUACAGUUGAUAGUUGCCCCAGAACCACGCUUGCUUCGUAAUGCCACAUUCCGCGUUUCGAUGUAAAAGUACAAUAACUCUCUGCUUACAGUUGAUGCAUCCAUGCUGUAUCGCCUCCUACAAUUUACCAAUAAUAAGCCUUCUUUAGCAGAUUUCAGGAUUCUGUCRGUUCAACCGAACUGAAGCCUCAUUGUAUACGUAUAAACUGUGUAAGGACAAAGCAUCUAUUUAAUAUUGGAUCGAAGUACCAUUUUCUGUCUUAGUUUUAACCAUGAAA